Molecule: messenger RNA, 2271 nt
Organism: Rhineura floridana
Lineage: Eukaryota; Metazoa; Chordata; Lepidosauria; Squamata; Rhineuridae
Gene: CNBD1
Product: cyclic nucleotide binding domain containing 1
Exons: 13
Coding region: 1-2229 (742 amino acids)
Biological process (GO): DNA integration
Molecular function (GO): nucleic acid binding
Source: RefSeq, a predicted model, not a curated record
AUGCAUAAUGAGGAUGAGACUCUGUUGCCUUUCUUUAAAAUAUGUGAUGAGCUGUCUCUACAUAAUGGUCUUGUAAUCUGUGGUACUCAUCGUCUCAUUGCCCCACCAGGAUUACAAGCGAAACUGAUACAAUUGGCCCAUGAGACACACCAAGGGAUUGUACGAACGAAGCAACGAUUGUGUGAUUUAUAUUGGUGGCCUGGUAUGGAUAAGCAGGUUGAAGAUACUAUUAAAUCUUGUGUGACUUGCCAGCAUCAUGACAAGACUGCAAUCACACAUGUGCCACCAUUGCAGCCUGUCCCACUUCCUGAUUCAGCUUGGGAGAAGUUGGCCAUUGAUAUUGUGGGCCCAUUCAAGAGGGCACCUGCUGAUUGUCGUUAUGCCAUCACCCUUAUAGACUAUUUUAGUGAGUGGCCUGAAGUGGCUUUUACUUCCCACGCUACUUCUGCUGCUGUUAUCACCUUCCUUUCUGCAGUUUUCAGUCAAGAAGGAGAUCCAAUGGAACUGAUUUCUGACAAUGGCACCCAGUUUACCUCGGUAGAAUUUGAGACUUUCCUGUCAGAAAGAAAUAUUUGCCACAGGCGCUCAUCAAUUUACUAUCCACAGGCAAAUGGUGAGAUAGAACGUUUUAAUAGGAGCUUGAAACAAAGUCUACAAAUGGCUGAACUAGAAGAUUUCUUACAAGUUUAUAGAUCUACCCGGCAUGCCACAACACAAAAGUUCCCAGCCGAAUUGUUACAUGGACGGGAGAUGUGCACAAAGCUGAAAGUUGCUGGACUACUCGUGCCUAAGUCAGAUGCUUCCUUACAGCCAGGCAUGAAACAAAUAGUACACCAAAAACAACAAAAAUAUAAGAGGGAUAAUCCUUACACCACUAAAGAAGCUCAUCAAAAGUUCAUGGAAAUUUAUCCAAAAAUAUUCACUAAAGAAAAGGCUAUGUUGCCAGGAAUUCCUGAAAAAAGAACAAAAGGGAUACAUUCCUGUGAUUUCAGCAAAGACACUAUAACUGGUGAAGAUUCUCAUAACAUAGCCUUCUAUAUAAAUCAGAUUAAAAAAUGCCAGAAGUUGCGUUCUGGUUCUCCAGAAUUCAUAGAGAAGUUGCAAAUCCUAACAAAGAUACUCAAGAAGAUCCCAAUUCUCAGAUCUCCAGAAGAACAUGAGACUGUAUUUAAGACAAUGAAAGUAAUUCCGGACAUCAGUGAACAGCUUUCUGAUGCAGAGAUGAGGCAUCUCUGUACAACUGUCAUAAGGGAAUUCUGGGUGAAAGGAAGCACAGUGGAUGGAAGCCAAGCGUUCUAUGCAAUACUCAAAGGCUCUGUUAGAACACUGACAAAAUAUUACAAAAAGAUGAUUGGAGGAGGUUUCGUUUCAGGUCAUGUUCAGUGGACCAGUUCAUCUGAACUAUCUCCGUCAGCUCCCCAAAUGUUGUUUGGGAUAGGAACUUGCUUUGGGACUUUGGUGCCGCUCCCUCCAAAGAUGCAUCACAAUGUGCUAACAAUCGUUACUGAGGAAAACUGUGACUUUCUCAAAAUCUCAUCUACAGAUUAUUUAAGAGUGAAAGAGGAAUUAGGAAAGCGUGAACAGCUUGCCAAAGAAGAAUUAAUCCGUGGCUGUCCGUAUUAUCAAAACUGGCCUAUGGUAUUUAUAUUUCAGCUGACUGCUCAGUUAAAAUGGAGGAAGUUUCCGAUAGACCAUGUAUUUAUGAAAGGAGGAGAAAUAAGCCAAUAUGUUGGAUUCAUUAAAUCUGGAUGCUGCAAUGCUUACCGAAUAAUUCCAGCCCUUGUGAAGCGACCCUUAGGAAAAAUGAUUAAGCGAAUGAAACAAGUCCUCAUUGGCCAGCUGUGUUCAAGAGAGUCCUUUGGAGAAGUAAGCAUUCUUCUUCAGAUCCCAUCUACAUAUACGCUGAAAGCAGCAACCCCCGUUGAACUGGGAAUUAUUGAUGCUACGGAUAUACUUGGUUUAGAUCCAGUGAUUCAGAUGCUCCUUCUACAAACAGUAAAGCCAUCAUUUGAAAAUAUCACAUAUGAUGAUCUCAAGCUUGAAUAUAUAAAAAAAGAAGGAGAAAAAGAAUGGAAGCACAAAAAGGAUAUGAUACUGCAAGAUGUAUUGUCCUACAAUGGAAUUAUUCCCGGUGCUGGAAAAUGGGUUCAUGAACUGCUGAUUUCAGAUAAGGGAGAGAGAAAGCAUGAAGAGGAUUCCCAUAUUGCUACAUACAGAAGACCUGUGUAAAACAGCAUGGAGAUUCAGUGCAAACUAACAGUUUCUCCAUUC